Pyricularia oryzae 70-15 is the source of this 1485-nucleotide messenger RNA. RefSeq lists its product as uncharacterized. The coding region runs from base 1 to 1485 and encodes 494 amino acids. Gene Ontology annotation, molecular function: oxidoreductase activity. NCBI's taxonomy places the organism in Eukaryota, Fungi, Ascomycota, Sordariomycetes, Magnaporthales, Pyriculariaceae. The transcript has 3 exons. The record is from RefSeq and is a predicted model, not a curated record.
AUGAAGUCCCUCGACGCCCUACAUCUGCUCCUCACCGCCCUCGCCCUGGCCACCAAGGCGGCCUCGACCCCCCGCACGAUCGAGACGGACGUCGUGGUCGUGGGCGGCGGCCUCUCGGGGCUCACGUCUGCGUAUCAGCUGCACAAGGCGGGCAUCCAGACGGUCGUGCUCGAGGCCCGGGACGCCCUCGGCGGCAAGAGUCGCUCCAAAGACCUGGGCGGCGGCAGGAUCAUCGAGCUCGGCGCCACGUGGAUCAACAACAAGACGCAGGAGCACGUCUACAACCUCACGCGGCUGUUUGGGCUGGAGACCGCGGUGCAGUACAUUGCGGGCGAUGCCGUCUUUCAGGGGUCGGAUGGCAGGGUGACGCGGCUGCCAGAGGGCUAUCCGUUCAACACCCAAGAUGAGGACGCUGCGCUCCUCGAGGGACUUGCCCUUGGGACGAUUCACAAUGCUUCUCUAGAGGUUGAUCUCCAUAAUUUUGAUGCGUUUCCGGCGGACCAAGAUGUCAGCGUCGCUGAAUGGCUCGCCGGGCAAAUGUUUGGCCAGCACCCUCACAUCGUGGAUCUUGUCGCUCACCUUUCUACUGCCCUGGUUGGGAGGGAGCCCGAGGAGAUUGGCAUGCACUAUCUUCUGGAUUACAUAGGCUCCGGUGGCGGGGUUGAGAGUCUCGCCACCGACGACGAACAAGGGGCUCAAUACCUCAAGAUCAAAAACGGAACAACCGCCAUCGUAACCAGCCUGGCAGCCACCCUCCCGGCAGACCGCAUCCACCUCUCGUCCCCCGUCAUCAGCAUCGAGAGCACAAAACCCAAACCCGGCGCCGUCGUGACCAUCAAGUCGGGGCAGCGCUUCCACGCCAAGAGGGUCAUCCUCGCCAUCCCGACCAACACGUACAAGGACGUCGUCUUUUCCCCGGCCCUGCCCGCCGGAAAACAAGCCCUCCUCUCGGCCUCAAAGCCCGGCAUCUACGCCAAGGCGGUCCUCUCCUACCGCUCCGCCUGGUGGCGCGAGGCGCGGCUGGCCGGCAAGUUCACCAGCCGCGCGGCCGCGGGCCCCGUCUGCUUCUCGUGGGACACGUCGGACGCGGCGGCGGGGCAGCACAGCCUGGCCGUGUUCAUCGCGGGCGCCAAGGCCGCCGCCUGGCACGCGCUGCCCGGCGACGGCGCCAGGGUCGCCGCCGUGGUGGAGCACCUGGCUGCGCUGGUCGGCGGCGCCGGGCCCCUGGCGGAGGCGGCCCGCGACACGCUGCGUGUGGACUUUGUCGAGUGGACGACGGAGGGGUGGCUCGAGGGCGCGCCGACCGGGUCCCUGGGCCCCGGGUUCUUGAGAGAGCACGGACACGCGCUGAGGGAGCCGUUUGGGCCGUUGCAUUUCGGCGGGGGCGAGACGGCGUUUGAGUGGAAGGGGUACCUGGAGGGGGCGGUCCGGGCUGGGGAGAGGGUUGCGCAAGAGGUGGAAGAGGUUCUUGGUUGCGGUAAAUGA